Cotesia congregata is the source of this 639-nucleotide messenger RNA. The record is from the annotation of a GenBank genome assembly. NCBI's taxonomy places the organism in Eukaryota, Metazoa, Arthropoda, Insecta, Hymenoptera, Braconidae.
AUGAAGGUGCUAUGUGCCUUAAUUGUUGCACUAAGUUGCAUAAAUGCAUCUUUGGGAGAUGGAUUAAAAUGUACAUUAAGACCAGGGGAAUUUCCUUUUGAAUGGCGUGACAUGGUUGAUCCAUGCACCAAGAUGCUUGAAGCUCAAGUAAAAACAGAAAUUGAGGCUUCCAUGACUUACUUAGCGAUGGGUGCCCAUUUCUCUCAAGAUUCAGUCAAUCGUCCUGGCUUCGCUAAAUUCUUUUUCGACAGCGCAAGCGAAGAACGUGAACACGCUAUCAAAAUAAUCGAGUACUUGUUGAUGCGUGGACAGCUUACCAGUGACGUCAGUAAAUUACUCAAGUUCCCGUUGAAACCAAUUGCCGGGGAAUGGAGCAGUGGAGUAAAGGCUCUUACUGAAGCACUCAGCCUGGAAACACGUGUCACUCGCAGCAUCAGAAAAAUAAUUGAAAAAUGCGAAGCACCAGCUGAUGUCAACUUUAACGAUUAUCAUGGAUUCAAAGUUGGUGCGCAAUUUACCUUUGCUUUGGCUGCGGCUUUCUUAGCCCAGACUGUUUCACUCCACUUUUUUUCAAGCUCCGCAGCAUCCCAAGCCUUGCGUACAACUCUCGUAGAUCCAGUGAAUGGGAACUUGAGUUGA